GUCAUCACCGCGCACGCGGUUCAUGCAGCGGUGCUCGCUCCUCUACUGCGUGGUAACGGAUAAUAUAUUCUUCUUAAGGCAAUAGCGCAUAUAUGUCCAGACUCUACGUCCCAAGUUCGCAAUUACCAACAUACACAUGCACCACUUCGCCUCGGCAGUUGCAGCUCUCUUACUUUUGGGAUUUUCUCGAGCCCAAGAGCUUUCCUGCUCCUCGCCCAAAGUCAACAUCGACCCAUGCCUCAGCCCUUCACCUGGCGGUCUCUUUGUGUUUCGACAACGCUUCGAACCUGAUGUAGGAGAUGAUUUCGGCAGCUGGAAUAUAGAUGGGCUUGAGGUUCUGACCUGUGAUACGCAACAACCACAAAACGACACCGCUUACGCCCCUACGUAUAAUCAUGAAGAAAUCGGCUCUUUCUGUCUCAAGUCCACCCUGUUUUCCGAGGAAAACGCAUUUGCGAAUUCCGAGAAAGCUUGGGCUCAGAGUGAAGUGGGAGAAGGCGUUGAAGAAGUUUGGGAACGAGCGUGGAACGUGGCAGGAAGGUUCAUUUCUACUUUCCAUCCUGAAUGCUACAAGAAUGCUCAAAGGGGCAGUGGUGUACCGGAAUUCUUCGCCGUUUUACAAAAGUUACAUUGGAGAUUUCCCACAGCUCAACUACUUUCAGAUAAUGAUAUCAUCCCGUCUGAGGAUAUAAGCUACUCCCUUGCAGAGCUUACAAGCGCACUAUCCAUGGGCGGGAAUUUCCCGGUGGUCAUCUGUGACAAUACCACACUCUCCACCAUCCUGUGGCCUUUACUUGUCCGAGGCUCCUUUGCCACGGGUACUUUUGAACCUACCUCGAUGUUGCAGCGUGAAUCAAAUUGCCCUCAAGAUGGAAUCAUCUAUCAACUUUCUAACAGACGCCCUGUCCCAACCACGACAGCCACUUGGGAUCGUAUCUUUCGGCCUUCACCUCGUCCUAUCACCCUUUCACAUGACGAGUCGAAGUUAUAUUACCGGACUCAAGUGCCAGAUGAUCUAAGACAGAAGCUUGCAUUGUUCAAGGGCUAUGAGCAAGGAAAAGAGGAGGGAAAGACAGAAAGGGCUGAUAAGAAGUUCUGGAGAGAUGAAUUGUAAUGGUCGGUCACCGCGAGCUUCAUUAUAAGGCCGCAUAUGCUUGUCCAAGGUUUUUAUUUUUAUUUGAUGAAGCAAUGGGUGGCCAAGGGGGAUUGCCAUAAGAGGACCACAGUCUGAGUGUUACCAAAGAUCGUGAAUGGGGAGUCUUUGCCGUGAGCUUCAACCUGCAGCUUGUGUUCUUCAGU
Molecule: messenger RNA, 1299 nt
Organism: Cryptococcus deneoformans JEC21
Lineage: Eukaryota; Fungi; Basidiomycota; Tremellomycetes; Tremellales; Cryptococcaceae
Exons: 7
Coding region: 137-1114 (325 amino acids)
Molecular function (GO): RNA binding; ribonuclease T2 activity
Source: RefSeq, a predicted model, not a curated record